Molecule: messenger RNA, 354 nt
Organism: Cooperia oncophora
Lineage: Eukaryota; Metazoa; Nematoda; Chromadorea; Rhabditida; Trichostrongylidae
Source: the annotation of a GenBank genome assembly
AUGGUUACGGGAACAGUGAUUGAAUCUUCAAAGAACAAGUAUGUGAUCAUUAAACUACUAGGAGCUGGUGGAUUUGGAGCAGUCUACAGAGUGCAUGAUCAAAAAGACCCUACAAAAAUGUUCGCUUUGAAAGUGGAGAAGAAGAUAGAGACAAGGAAACAUUCUAAAUUGAAAAUGGAGAUUGCUAUUCUCAAGUUAGUGUCCAACGAACGAAAUCAGUCGCACUUCACUGCAAUUAUUGACAGAGGGAAGAAAGAAACUUACUUCUUUCUUGUCAUGGAACUGGUUGGCAAAAGUCUUGCUGAUCUCAAAAACGCAAGACCAGAAAGGGUGAGCUCUUUUUCGCAUGGCACC